This is a messenger RNA of Saccharomyces kudriavzevii IFO 1802, 852 nucleotides long. It is a transcript of the gene PLN1, whose product is annotated as Pln1p. NCBI's taxonomy places the organism in Eukaryota, Fungi, Ascomycota, Saccharomycetes, Saccharomycetales, Saccharomycetaceae. The record is from RefSeq and is a predicted model, not a curated record. The coding region runs from base 1 to 852 and encodes 283 amino acids. The transcript has a single exon.
AUGUCUGAAUCAUCCGUGCCAUCUUCUAAAUCGUCUGUGGAAUUGCCACAAGCCACCUGGUCGCAUCUGCAAAGAUACCCAGCUUUGUCCAAGUUUAUCAAAUAUGCAGAAUCUCUACCACCCGUGGAGAAACUGAUCUCUUUCAACCUCGUUGUCUUGGGGUCCGUGAACCAGUGGGUUUCCGAGUCGUCCAACUCUCCCCGCCUGGUGAAGCAGGUUGUUGCUGCGGGCAAGGAGGGGGCCUUCAAACUGGAUGAGCUAGUCAACCUCUUGGUGUUCAAAGAGGGUGUCGACAGCUUGUUGUACAGCUGGAAGUCCCACUCCAACGCCCCGGGCUUCUGGCUAGUGUGGUUCUUUGUCGACUACGUUGCCAACAUUUCCAACACCUUGUUGAGGGAGUUCUUGAUCAAGCCAUUGCACUUGCAGGGCUCUGCCGCAUCGAAGGAGAUUGGCUCCUCCGGCGAGAGCAACAAGAUCACUGACACGUCGUCUUUGCCCCACGUGGCAGAGUUGUCUUCUACUACCAGGAGCGUCUCGCACGAGAUCCAGUCCAAGGUCAAGUCUAACUAUAUCGACCCAACCAGGGACCUGGCAAAGGAGAAGUAUGACGCUAUUGUGAAGCCCACCACGGAGAAGCUGCAGUCCGUGUACAUCGACCCGACCAAGUCGAAGUUGAACGAAACCUACCAGCGCUUCACCACCGUGUACGAGAAUAACUUGAGCAAGUCCGAAAGUGUUCCCAAGGCCAUCGUGUCCACCGGGUUGGACUUGGGCAAUGCCACCAUAGAGAAGCUCAAGGCCUCAAGAGAGAACCAAGCCAAUUCUAAGCCAGCGGCUGUAUCGACCAAUUAG